AUAGGGACAUUUUGGUUUUUCAUGUAUGUGUGUGUUUGCAUUAAUAGUUCAUAUUUUGUCUAUACCUGUCGUUGCAAUAGUAAAACUACGAUAUAUAGAAAAUGAAUAAACAUAAAAAUCGAGAAGACUUAUACUUUAUAAUGUUCAGAUGAAUAUUAUAAAAAAGUUAGAUACUGUGUACUCUUUAAUGUUUCGUUUUAUAUGAUACAGAAGAGUUAUACCUCAUAAAACAUAAAAUAUUGAAUCUACAAGAGGUUAAACGUGAUUAUGGCUGAAGGAAAGGAGGACUUUGAUGUUAAUGAAGUUUUUGAAAAAUUGUUAUUUGCUGAAGACAAAGCACAAGAAUCUGCUUAUGCGGAUGGGUAUGAAAGUGGAAGAAAUAAAUUAUUAAAAGGAUAUCAUCUCGGAUAUCAUAGAGCAACUAUAGUCGCUGCACAAUUAGGUUAUUAUUGUGGUGUUUUAGAACAAUACUUACAAAGUAAUAAUACAACAAAUGAAAAAAUAAUAUCUUUGGCUAAAGAAAUUUUAACUAAUAUUUAUAGUUUUCCUAAACACAAUGAUGAAACUAUCGAUAUUUUAAAGACAUUGGAUGAUAUUAAAUACAAAUAUUUUAAAUUUUGUUCUUUAGCUAAAUUAAAACGCGUACAUCCAGAAAUUAACUUUCUUGAUUAUUAAAUCAAUUCUAUUGAUUUAUAUAUAUAUAUUU
Polistes canadensis is the source of this 706-nucleotide messenger RNA. RefSeq lists its product as uncharacterized. The transcript has 2 exons. Lineage: Eukaryota; Metazoa; Arthropoda; Insecta; Hymenoptera; Vespidae. The record is from RefSeq and is a predicted model, not a curated record. The coding region runs from base 268 to 675 and encodes 135 amino acids.